This is a messenger RNA of Zootoca vivipara (common lizard), 1215 nucleotides long. RefSeq names its product dynein axonemal light intermediate chain 1 (gene DNALI1). Gene Ontology annotation, cellular component: axoneme; ciliary base. NCBI's taxonomy places the organism in Eukaryota, Metazoa, Chordata, Lepidosauria, Squamata, Lacertidae. Gene Ontology annotation, molecular function: dynein heavy chain binding. The record is from RefSeq and is a predicted model, not a curated record.
CUGGGCUUCCUGUCCGAGCACGGUCGCCGUCGCUAUGCCAACCUUAGCACAACAGCUCCCGGGGCGAAAGCCGGGCCCGCCCGGUGGAGGAGAGGAGCCGCCGCCGCCGCCGCCAUCAUGAUCCCGCCCGCGGACUCCCUGCUCCGCUAUGAGACGCCGGUGCUGGUCAGCCGCAACACCGAUAAGCGCUCGCCCAAGGCGCGUCCGCUGAAGGCGACCCCGCAGGUGGGGCCUCCGCCGGGGCCCGUCCCGCCGCCGAAGGGCAAGACCCCACCGCCCACUGUGGACGCCACCAAGCAGCCCGAGGAGAUCCUCAACGCCAUCCUGCCCCCCAGAGAAUGGGUGGAAGAGAACCAGCUAUGGAUCCAGCAGGUGUCAAGCACCCCCAGCACACGAAUGGAUGUGGUGCAUUUGCAGGAACAGCUGGACCUCAAACUCCAGCAGCGCCAGGCCCGUGAGACAGGCAUCUGCCCUGUGAGGCGAGAGCUGUACUCCCAAUGCUUUGAUGAGCUGAUCCGGGAGGUGACCAUCAACUGUGCAGAACGGGGACUGCUGCUGUUGCGAGUGCGAGACGAGAUCCGGAUGACGAUUGCUGCUUACCAGACCCUGUAUGAGAGCAGUGUUGCCUUUGGCAUGAGGAAGGCACUGCAGGCUGAGCAGGGCAAGUCUGAUAUGGAAAGGAGAAUUGCAGACUUAGAGGAUGAGAAGCGGGACUUGGAAAGGCAAGUGAACGAGCAGAAGGCCAAGUGUGAUGCCAUUGAGAAACGGGAACUUGAAAGGCGGCAGGUGGAAGAGAAGAAGCACACAGAGGAAGUCCAGUUCCUGAAACGAACAAAUCAGCAGCUCAAGGCGCAGCUUGAAGGCAUCAUUGCACCAAAGAAGUAGUGGACCUUUCCAACAGCCCAGGGCUGGAGUGGGGAGUGUCUCCCGAGUGGCAAACAAAAGAAUAUCUUCCAAGAGUUCUUUAAAAAAGGUUCCAGAAUUAACUAUUUGCAAAUUUUGCACCCCCCUCUCUCAUCUGGAUCAGCUCCUCUUCUCUGCUUCUAGUGAUUUCUCAGCUGGCUUGGGAUUUGCCUCACCAGUUUUACCCUAACUGGAAAUUUUUAAAUUAUUUUUUUAUGCAGUAGUACUUCAGUUUGGUAGUACUGGGCAAGCCUCAGCCCCGCAGCAGGACAAAGGCUCUACAAAGUCACAUUAAACUAAACGAUUCUGAAA